AUCGCCAGCAGUAGCAGCAGCAGAGAGAGAAAGAGAAAUUCGAGUCAGUCUGGCACGGAACGUCGCGAGAGCCGAGCGUGUUUGCUGCGCUCUGUCGCGCUACAUAAUAAAGCAUCAGUGUAUACUCGCUUUACUGUCGUGUGUUUGUUGUGCCAGUGUUUUAAAAUAUAUACAUGGUGUGUCAUAGCGUAGUCUUGACUCCAAAGCAAUCUUCGCUCAAGUUUUGUUCUAGUGCGCUUAUUCUGUUCAAGUUUCAUUCGCAGGAGUGCAAAGGGCUCUAGGUACACAACCUAACCUCGCGUAGUGUCCUCCUAUAUCUAUACGUAUCUCUCUCUAUAUAUACGAUUACGAACGCGUAAUUGUAUCGCUUUAAGGGUGCUCGUGGUGCUAUAUAUAAAUUUACACAUUCGUCACAUUUUCACACUAACACACGCAUACACAUGUGCGUGUACACAUACACAUCGUUCUAUAUAUACAAUCAUACGUACGAUAUAUAGAAGAAAUAAAGGCGACGAGUCCGAGUGCAAUGACAAGAUCGUCGGCAUAUGGAGUAUGUGCAGAUGAGUAGUAAUAAAAACGACGACCAAGACGACGACGAAGCUUGACGAAGCGCGACGAGGGGGACGACGACGACGAUGAUGCCCAGGGUCGCCUAUGUCCUCUUUAUCUUGCUGCUCCUCGACGCGGCGCUCGCCUCUUCUUUUCGUCGCCAAGGUCCAUCGAGCGAAUUCAGCGAGUACAGCAUUGUCAGGCCACGGGUCUACCAUGCCAGAAGCAAGCGAGAGAUCAGCUCGACCAAAGAAAGCGAUGACAAUCAGCAUACGGAGCUGCUGAGCGUUGGAAUCGAGAUCGACGGCAUCAGUCGCAUUCUUGAUCUGAAACUAAACAGGGAUCUCAUACCUGUGGGUUACAAGGAACGCUAUCAGCACGAAGGUCGCACCAAAACACACGCACCUGUUAAAACGGAACUAUGUCACUAUCAGGGCAGCAUAAGGGACAUACCAGACUCAUGGGUAGCCGUGUCAACUUGCAACGGCCUCAAGGGCGUAAUCUUUGACGGAAAAAUGAUGCACCACAUUCAACCGGAACAAGAGUCUUUACAAGCUGCGCACUACUUAUAUAAGCACUCCCACCUAUUAGCUAACGGCACUUGUGGAUACGAAGGAACGCCUCAUCACAUCUCUCAGAAGUUAACAUCGCCGCCGGAGACGAGGACCGAGAGAAUCUCAAGGCAUAAGCGAGCUGCGGAAUCGAUACGCGGUCCCUACAACGCCAAUCGACACUCUCGCUACAUCGAGCUCGUUCUCGUCAUCGACUACGACGGCUACUGGUCCCUCAACAAAAAUCGUACCAGAGUCGACCAGCACUGCAAGGAUAUCGCCAACAUCAUCAAUGCCCUUUACGCGCCGUUGAACAUCUUCGUUGCCCUGGUAGGCAUCGAGGUCUGGACGGACGUCAACAAAAUAGCCGUAGUGAACAACGGUGAUCAGACGCUCAAGAAUUUUCUGCAAUACCGUAAGGACGUGCUAGUCCGAGAGAUUCCCAACGACAAUGCGCAGCUCCUCGUCAAGAUGCACUUCGAUGAAGGAGUCAUCGGUAAAGCUCUCAAGGGUCCGAUCUGCACCAAUGAAUUUUCCGGCGGCGUUUCGGUUGAUCACUCCCGAGUAGUUGGCAUAGUGGCUGCCACUGUUGCGCACGAAAUGGGUCACAACUUUGGCAUGGAGCAUGACACGACCGAAUGCAAUUGCCCGGAGGACAGGUGCAUCAUGGCUUCGUCAACUGGUCCGAUGGCACCGACCCAUUGGUCAAGCUGUUCUUUGGAGUAUCUAGCUUUGGCCUUCGAACACGGCAUGGAUUACUGCUUACGCAACAAACCCACUCGGCUGCUGGAGGCGCCGAUCUGCGGCAAUGGCUUUGUCGAACCCGGAGAGCAAUGCGACUGCGGCCUGGAGGAGAACUGCGACAAUCCUUGCUGCGAUCCGCUCACUUGCAUGCUGCAUUACAAUGCCUCGUGCGCCACCGGUCAGUGUUGCGACUUGAAGACUUGCCGACCCAAGAAGGCCGGUACAGAGUGCCGCAGUGCUGAUCAGGAGUGCGACUUACCCGAGUACUGUACCGGUGAGAGCGAGUACUGUCCCAAGGAUGUUUUCAAGAUCGACGGCGAAGUUUGCAAUUCCGGCAAGGCCUUCUGCUAUCAGGGCAGUUGUCGAACCCACAACGAUCAGUGUAAACUGCUUUGGGGUCCGACCGGCUCGUCGUCCGAUGAAUUGUGUUACUUUUUGAAUAACAAAGGUUCCAAGAAUGGAAAUUGUGGAUUCAACAGAACACUCAACGAUUACAUCAAAUGUGAAGACGAACACUCACUUUGUGGAAUGCUCCACUGCAAGCAUUUAAAUGAGAGAUUGGAAUUUGGUAUGGAGAACGUAGCUGUGCUCAGUCAUUCAUUUAUAAAUAGUCAAGGCAAAAUUAUACCAUGUAGAUCAGCCAUAGUAGAUUUAGGACUAAAUCAGGUUGACCCUGGUCUAGCUCCUGACGGAGCCAAAUGCGGCCCUAAAAAGAUGUGCGUGAAUCAAAAAUGCAGAUCAGCGGCCGAUUUGAAGCAAUCUUUGUUCGACGGUAAGGCUUGCCCAAAUAAUUGUAGUGGUAAUGGAAUUUGCAAUAGUCUUGGACACUGCCAUUGCAAUCGAGGUUACCAACCUCCUGAUUGCACACAACCUGGAGUCGGUGGAUCAUUGGACAGCGGCCCCGCAGAAGACCCUAACGCGAGGAGUGAAUACAUUAUGAGCUUGUACAUAAUCUUCCUGGGCAUCGUACCAGCAAUAGCCAUCAUCUCGUUCGGUGUUUGGUACGCGCGCAACAACGGUGCAAGCAUGAAGCAGUGGAAAAAAGCCAACGGGCCGAUGUCAACAUUGACCAGAAACUUUCAUUUCGAUCAUCCACCGCGCCAUACACCAAGCAAUCGUCACAUUACCAGCAACGGAGGAAACUGUCUUUCCAGUAUCAAAACCAUCGACCCCCUUCCGCGCGUCGACGUCAUUGAUUCGACGAGCAUCAACGGUCAACAAGACCCAGCCUGUGCUAGUUUACUUCCGAAAACUGAUCCGGAUGAGCGUUUCAACAACAACUUCUUCGGGCAAUUCAAAGGUUACAGCAUAAGUCCUCUUAUGGCAACAGCCAAUGCGGCGACCAACAGCCAAUCUGAAAUCGCUCGACCAGCUCCAACAUCUCCGAGUGUAGGUUGGAAUAUUGGAGCAACUACAGUACCCAUCAAGACUAAUUUCAAGCCCAUUCAACGCAAUAGCACCCUCGGUAGGUCACUGAUCCCGGCGAGCGAGCAGAGCGAGGAAGAGCAAGUUGCUCCAAAGCCCGUUGCUCCUCCAGCUCUGCCACCUCCUAACGCAGGCAGCACAGCUAGGCCACUCAUCAGCUGUCCUGUAUUAGCUACUACUACCUGCACUUCUGUGGAGUUCACAGCGCCGAAAGUGCCUACGAGACCCGCACCAGAGGUACCUUAUGGGAAGACAAUCCCUAUAGCUGAAAAGACUCAGCCUUCCACCACUACGAUUCCGUUAGAAAGUCCAACGGAGUCGGUUGCGAGCGAGAAAAAACGUGGAGCAGCUGAGAAAAAUGGACCGAGUACAAGUAGUACUUUGACCAGAAUAGCUUCAAUGCUGUAUCCUAUGACAGGAGUAUCUAAAACGAACGAGAGCAGUGUUCAACCGAGGUAUCACACGCAUUCACUGCCAAGAAGCCAUCAUCACAAAGCCAACAAAGUUUUAGAUAGAGAAGUUCUCCGGAAUCUCGAGAUAUCCAGUCCUAUUCUUCAAAAGGAAAUUGAAAUACCUGGGGCAGCGGUAGCCAUUAAACCGGUGUCGCCUGAAGAUGGACCAAAAAGAAACAUCCCUAUGCGAGCCCAGUCAAUGCGAAGCAGCAAAAUUACGCCGCGAUCGGGCAUUCAAAGUUUCGGUUCAAUGAGGUACCCACCUGGCGCCGAGAGACCCGUAAGUAUUUUGGCCAAGGCACGACCGACCUCGCCACCUCCAGUGCCCCCGAUCAAGAGUCCUAGCUCCGAUUCUGGCUCGCCGAGCAAAAAAGCUCAAAUUUACGAAACACCUAGCCGAGAAUCUAGGAAAGUACCCCCGGCAACUGACAUUAUUGGCGCGACCUACGACGAUUGCAUGGAUAUCGCACAAGGGGACGCCAAUCUUGUGAAAAUAAUCGAAGAAUCGCCGUCGAAUGAUGACAAUAUUUACGCCGUUAUCGAAGAAGCAUCAGCGGAGAAACCUUCAUCUAAAGUGAGUUCAGCAAAAACUGCCAAUAAAACUGAAAAUUUGUACAAAAUGCCUAAAAGCUUGGAAACAAAAAGGACUACCGACUCAUCCGAAUUACUUUCAGAAAUCGUAGGUGCAAUAUCCAAAGUUGAUAAAAAUUCCAUUUACUCGACAAAAAAUCUUAGCCCCGAGCAUGGCAAAAAUAUUUAUGCCAAUUCUGAGCAAACAAUCGACGGCGAAACGACAUAUUCCAAUUCUGUGGCGAGUUCGAGCUCUCUACAUUCGUCUCCGAUUGGUAAAGAAAUUAAGGAACCUACGAGUGAUGGGAUCUCGGAGAAAUCGACAAUUAGUAAAUAUAAAAUGCCAGAAAACAAAAUCAGCCCACCAACGAGUAAACCCGCCUUUGGUCGAACUAAAACUCCUACGAUUACGAGUAAAGUAUCUGGACAGACAAGGCUUCAAACUACUCGAUCAGGCCCCGAAUCCACUAGUUCCAUUAAAUCAGCCAGUCGCCAAAAUUCCAACUCGAGUCUUAAAAGCUUAAAGAGCGAGAUUACGUCAACAAAAGAAGGCAAGCUCAACAGUCCAGACUUAGUUUCAAGCUGCAGUUUGGCAAGUCAAAAAAAUAAGUCACCGGACGUCGUGGGUAAAAUCAAUGGUAAUACGUUAACAGCGGCAACACCAAAAACUUUAACACUGCCAAAACAAAAUAACACUACGAUCAGUCCACCCCCAUUUAACUUCACUAAAACUUCGAGCUUUGCAGAAAAAAAUAAAACAUCGACGAGCCCAGUUAGUAAGCUUUCCUCGCUUACAGAUUCAAAAGUCACUGUACAAAAAGCUGGAAGUAGUAAUAAAGUUAGUACAGUUUCUUCGUUGCAGCAAAAAUUUGAGCAGCCCGACAAAGUAACAAAAAAUAGUUUGUCUACGAGAAAAAAGCCGAUCGGUAAUGCUAGCGCUUCAUCGAAAAAAUGAAAAACUGGCUUCGGUGCUAUAGUUCAACAAUCACUCAUUCUCUGAUGAGAUGCCGAAAAAUUAGUAUUUUGCGAAAGCUUAAUCAUAGAUUGUGUAUUUAUCAAACACUCGUUUAAUGUUAUGAAAAUAUAAUUUUUCUUUCUCGCAAAGAUUGACGUGUUCCUGACAAUAUUUAAGCAACGAGUUCGAUACUCACGUUCCAGU
Molecule: messenger RNA, 5450 nt
Organism: Trichogramma pretiosum
Lineage: Eukaryota; Metazoa; Arthropoda; Insecta; Hymenoptera; Trichogrammatidae
Gene: Meltrin
Product: disintegrin and metalloproteinase domain-containing protein 33
Exons: 13
Coding region: 636-5246 (1536 amino acids)
Biological process (GO): membrane protein ectodomain proteolysis
Molecular function (GO): metalloendopeptidase activity
Source: RefSeq, a predicted model, not a curated record